This is a messenger RNA of Schistocerca americana (American grasshopper), 543 nucleotides long. RefSeq lists its product as uncharacterized. NCBI's taxonomy places the organism in Eukaryota, Metazoa, Arthropoda, Insecta, Orthoptera, Acrididae. The record is from RefSeq and is a predicted model, not a curated record. The transcript has 2 exons. The coding region runs from base 1 to 543 and encodes 180 amino acids.
AUGGUGGUCAACCUCUCCAGCCACACCUUGAGCGAAGCAACCACAGCAAUUCUGGCCAAGGGGAUGAAUUUCGCAGUCGCACCUAAGCGAGUUCCAAAAGAAGAUAUCAUAGAAUCCGUAGAGGCUUCGGUACGUCAUCUGCCACAGGCCGAGGCGGAGAAGAUCCGGCAGGAAACGGUCAGAGUUCUGAAUAAAGCAAAGCCACCGAAGCAAAACAUCAACGCUGAGGAAUACCAUACCAUCAAGGAACUCAGGGACAACCACCACUUAGUAGUGGUACAGGCAGAUAAGGGCAACGCCACUGAAUUCCUGGACACAACUGAUUACAACAAAAGAAUGGAAGAUAUUCUCGCAGAAGCUAUCUACAAGAAACUCCAGGGAAAUCCGACGGCCAAGGGGCGGCAGCGGCGCCUCCGCCUCCGCGACAUGCGCCGCCUCUCCUCACUGCUGCAGGUCGAACUGCUGGGCGUCGGCGAGCGGCGGCGCAGCUCCUCACGGCGCUUCCACCUCCGGUGCGGCGCCUCCCAGCGGCUGUCGGAGUAG